UCACCGGGAAGAUGGCGGCGCGUAUAGAAAACUAGAAAGAAAUUCUGCACGAUUUUCAUCCGUUGAAAAUUUCUGAUCGAAAAUCAAACAAAAUUGAGAAAUACAUGCAAAGAAUAACGAAAGGGAGCCUCAAAAGCAUGGACGUAGGAAUAUAUGAACGGAACGCAAGAUGUACUUCUGGGCGAGGGUCCGAGGGGUAUCGAGUUUGGGAUGUGAAGGGAAAUCCUAUGGCGGCCAUCUUAGUUGUUCAAGUUAUAGCAUAUAUAUAAUGUACAUACGAUAUAUAUAGACAGAUCUAUUUUCACGCCGUACGACGUGAUUUUGAAUUGUGUAUUUUGAUGCGUUUUAUAAGAUCGUAAUUUGGAGGUUAUACUCUACCGAUGCCUGAUUGUUAUGCAAACGAUUGCAAAAGUAGGAGAACCGACAAACGAAAAAAUAAGAUGCAAUUGGAAUGGGAACAUUCCCACGACAAAAAAAUUUCAUUUCACAGAAUACCACAAGAGCGUCAAAAGUCGCUUGAUGCAAUGAAAUUAUGUGAUAAUGAUAUACCAAAAAAUGCGUCUUUGUGUUCAUUACAUUUUAAGGAAAGUGAUUUGGAUAGAACAUCGCUCGCUUGUACCAGACUCAGAUUUGGUGCUGUCCCACUUAUAAAUUUAAGUAUGAUAAAUAACGAGUCUCCUACGAAACGUCAAAAAAUGUUAGAUGAAUGCUUAACAGAAGAAGUAGAAAAUCUUGAUUCCAUAAGAACGCCAAACAUACAUGAUGAUGCAGAAAACGAUAUGUGUGAAGCAGUUGCUCAGCUCAGCUCAGCUCAGCUAACAGAUCCUCAGCACAGCAGUUUUAGUACACCACGUAGCUCUAAAGUUAGUCAGAAAGAAAUUACUGUUUCUCCAAGACUAUCGGAAAAUACGCCACGGAAACAAUUCUUGAGGACUGCGCUAAAAAAUACAAGACUACAAUUGGGAAAGAAAAUAAAAGUUCUGCAACAAAAACAACGAAGGACUAUGAAGCGCGUUGCGCGGUUAAAAGAUAUAUUGACAUCAUUAAAGAAUAACAAUCUUCUUCACAGGGAACAGUUAGACAUCUUAAAAUCCUUGGACGUAAGUAUUUCUGUCAUCCAACAACAAAUGAAAAAGUAACGGUGUUUCUGGACCCGUGUCAUUCUCUGAAACUACUACGCAAUUAUCUUGGAGAGCACAAAUCAAUAAUUGAUGAUAACAAUGAUAUCAUCCAAUGGGAAUAUUUCUCACAGCUUCAUGACAUACAAGUUAAGGAAGGUUUGCACUUGGGUAAUAAAUUAAGGCCGGUAUUCAUAGUCGGAUCUUAUAUUUAAGACCGUCUUAAGUUUAUCUGCAGAUGUUGUAUAGAUCAUUUCAUUGGCUACGGAG
Ooceraea biroi (clonal raider ant) is the source of this 1388-nucleotide messenger RNA. RefSeq lists its product as uncharacterized. Lineage: Eukaryota; Metazoa; Arthropoda; Insecta; Hymenoptera; Formicidae. The record is from RefSeq and is a predicted model, not a curated record.